Molecule: messenger RNA, 774 nt
Organism: Saprolegnia diclina VS20
Lineage: Eukaryota; Oomycota; Saprolegniomycetes; Saprolegniales; Saprolegniaceae
Exons: 3
Coding region: 1-699 (232 amino acids)
Biological process (GO): ceramide metabolic process
Cellular component (GO): endoplasmic reticulum membrane
Source: RefSeq, a predicted model, not a curated record
AUGUUUCUCGACCGUGGCAACGUUCCGCCGCUGCUGCUUGCACUCUACGCCCUCUACAAGUCGCGCCUCGCGUACGCCAACGACGCACAGCCAGCGAUCAUUCGCUUCGCCUACAUUGUACCUCUGGUCAUCUUUUCCGGCUCGUUCGCCUUCCACUCGACGCUCACGUACGCAGGCCAGCUCCUUGACGAGCUCCCCAUGAUGUACGGAACCCUCUUCUUUCACUACAUCAGCCUCCGGUACCAUCCAACGAUGAAGUGGGUGCUCAUCGCCUUUGCCGUCGGCCUCACGAUCGCUCUCUCCAUCGUCGGCCACGCUCCUCUCGCGUUCCAAUUUGCCUGCGGCUUUCUGACAGUCGCGCUCGUCGUGCGAAGCAUCGUCCUGCACCGCCGGCACAAGGACGUGAGCGAGACGCGGCUCUUGCAGCUCGGCGCGCUUUUGUACGCGGGAGGGUUUGUACUCUGGAUCGCCGACCAAUUGUUUUUUCCGUCGGCCAAGCCGCUGCACUUGCACGCGAUCUGGCAUCUCCUCUCGGGGGCCGGGACGUUUGUGUGGAUUCAGUUUGCGUGCGCGUACGAGUUGAGCAUGCACGAAGGGCGUCUUCGCGUCCGCAAGGUUGCGUGCAUCUUGCCCUACUGCGUCCGAUCGAGUGCGCCGUCCCACUGGACCGAGGCGGAGGACGUGUACCACGCUGUUUAAAGUCACAUUCGCUGAGGCCGUCGCUCUGGAAGAAGCGGAAUUGGCGCUAAAACGUGUCCCUAGCCUAAAUAUGAG